AUGCCAUUGCAAUACGUAGUUAACGACACUAAGAGUGGCUUUGAUCAAUUGAAGAUUCAAGACUCCAAGGAGGUUGCAUCCCUUAAGCCUAAUGAGGUUAAAGUAAAUCUCAAGGCUGCUUCUCUCAAUUUCAGAGACUUAAUUAUCACUAAGGGCAUGUAUCCUCUUCCUUUAGAGCUUCCAGUAGUUCCUGGCUCUGAUGGUGUCGGUGUUAUUGAAAAGGUCGGUGAUGAUGUGGAUGGAUUUAAGCCUGGCGACACUGUGAUCUGCAAUUUCUUCACUGAUUACAUUGACGGAAAACCAACUAAGCAUGCCAUUACUGGUGCCUUGGGUGGUACUUAUGACGGUGCUUUCCGCCAAGUCGGUGUCUUCCCUGCUCACGCCCUGGUUCAUGCACCUAAGAACUUAAACUAUGAAGAGGCAUCCACUUUACCCUGUGCUGCCUUGACCGCAUGGAACGCCUUGUUUGGUUCCCAGGAGAAUCAAUUGAAACCCGGUCAAAAUGUCUUGAUCCAGGGUACUGGUGGUGUUUCCAUCUUUGCCCUCCAAUUCGCCGUGGCUACUGGUGCUCGUGCCACAGUCAUUUCUUCUUCGGAUGAAAAGCUGCAAUUUGCCAAGAAGUUGGGUGCUAGCCACUUGAUCAACUACAAAACGAACCCUGAAUGGGCCAAACCCGCUUUGGAAGCUACCAACAAUGUCGGUUAUCAUCACGUAGUCGAAGUCGGUGGUGAAAAGACAUUAGGUCAAUCUUUGGAAGUCUUGGCUUUAAGCGGAGCCAUCACCUCUAUUGGUUUCGUUGCUCAACAAGGUACCAGCCCUAACCUUACCUCGUUGAUUGGUCAAAUGCUCAACAAGAAUGCCACCAUUCGUGGUAUCUUUGUGGGACCUGUCAACAUGUUUAAAGAUAUGAUUGCUUGUAUUGAGGCCAAUGACAUUCACCCCGUCGUUGACAAGGUAUUUCCCUUCGAACAGCUUAAGGAAGCUUAUAACUACCAAUGGAGUCAACAACACGUCGCGAGGCAAAGACGAUGA
Messenger RNA from Schizosaccharomyces cryophilus OY26, 1032 nucleotides. RefSeq names its product alcohol dehydrogenase. The coding region runs from base 1 to 1032 and encodes 343 amino acids. Gene Ontology annotation, molecular function: oxidoreductase activity. The transcript has 2 exons. The record is from RefSeq and is a predicted model, not a curated record. NCBI's taxonomy places the organism in Eukaryota, Fungi, Ascomycota, Schizosaccharomycetes, Schizosaccharomycetales, Schizosaccharomycetaceae.